AUGUUGGGACCGGAAGGCCAGUCUCACCGCCGCAUCGUGAGCCUUCUGGACACCCCGAUCCUGGACCUGGAGGCAUACAGAUUCCUGCACUUUGCCGAAAACCAGCUCAAGGACGAACCCGAGUUUCUCGACAGGGCUGCCGAUGUCGCCCGCGAUGUAUUGGAGAUGCCUUCACGGCUCGACUCAUGCACACAGCAAAACGAAGGAGGUGCCCGCUGCUGGAUGGUGACUGAAGCGGAAGAGCUGAACAAGUUCCUGAAGCCAUUCGGCGUGGAAUUCAACGAACUGCGCGAAGGCAGCCUGGACCUCAUAAUGACCCAUAAUGAUCCCGUGGCUCCCUACGACCUCAAAGCUGUGCUUCUAUGCUUGGCUACAUUGUGGUUUCUGCACGAGCGCCGCUGUUUCUCCGGCGUCAGCCUAAACGUGUUAGGGCUGGAUCGCUUUCGCCCGGGGCAGUUCCUGCAGCACAUCACGGUCGCCAAGUGGGUCGUCCCGGUCCACCUGAUCGGCUUCGAGGAGCUCCGGUUCAGAAUGUUCUCCAUGCUUCGGGUACUCGACCAAACGGAGCUGUUGACGCACCUCACCCUCGACAGGGCUGUUCUGCCGUCUUGUGGAAAUCGUAGUAUCUGUGGCGGGCUGGCAGUCACCAUUGGCAGAGGUAAACAGGGCCCGGACGAGUGA
This is a messenger RNA of Dermacentor silvarum, 681 nucleotides long. RefSeq lists its product as uncharacterized. Lineage: Eukaryota; Metazoa; Arthropoda; Arachnida; Ixodida; Ixodidae. The record is from RefSeq and is a predicted model, not a curated record. The coding region runs from base 1 to 681 and encodes 226 amino acids. The transcript has 4 exons.